GUUGACAAAACCCGGUCCACCUUAAAACAGCAAUAGUUUCACGUCUGCUCACACGUCUUGUUCAUAUGUUUCACACUUGUACUCAACAAAUUCAAAUUUCCCAUUCAUCCAAUUUCUUUAUGAUAACUGCACAUUUCAUUAUUGUCUCAUUACUACCUUACCUUCCAUAACACAUUCACAUUAACAUUUUCUCUUCCCUUGCUUGCACCUCCCACAACACACAUCAUCAACAAAUCAUAUCAUGAAGAAUUCUACUCUUGCAACAACAACAAUAACCCUUUUGGCCAUUCUACUUUUUCUCCAUUCGUCACUUGCUCUCAAGGUACACCUUUUUUUUUAUUUUUUUAUAUUUUUUAAAUUUGUUAUUUUCAAUUACCCAUUUUGCUUCUCUGAGCUUAACCUUCUUAAACAGGAAGGACAAAUAUGUGUAGCAGACAAAAAUUGCAACUCAGGUUUACACUGUGAAACAUGUGUGGCAAAUGGAAACGUGAGACCAAGAUGCACACGUAUCCAACCAACAAAUCCCACUUCAAAGGUGAAGGGGUUGCCAUUUAAUCGGUAUUCGUGGUUAACAACGCAUAAUUCAUUUGCUCUUUUGGGUCAGAAAUCAGCUACUGGUUCUGUGAUUCUUGCUCCCACAAAUCAGCAAGACACCAUCACUGCUCAGCUUAAUAAUGGUGUACGAGGCUUGAUGCUUGAUUUGUAUGACUUCGAGAAUGAUGUUUGGCUUUGUCACUCAUUUGGUGGCCAGUGCUUCAACUACACAGCUUUUCAACCUGCAAUCAAUGUUCUCAAAGAGAUUCAAGUAUUUCUUGAAGCAAACCCAUCAGAAAUCGUUACUAUCAUUAUCGAGGAUUACGUUGCUUCGCCAAAAGGCCUAACAAAGGUGUUUAAUGCUGCUGGACUGAGAAAAUACUGGUUUCCAGUAUCUCGAAUGCCGAAAAAUGGUGGAGACUGGCCAACAGUAGAUGAUAUGGUCCAGAAGAACCAGCGUUUAGUAGUCUUCACUUCAAAAGCAGCUAAAGAAGCUUCUGAAGGGAUAGCCUAUGAAUGGCGAUAUUUAGUAGAAAACCAAUAUGGAAAUUCAAACGGAGGAAUGAAAGCUGGUUCGUGUCCAAAUCGCGCGGAAUCACCAACUCUGAACACAACAUCAAGAUCAUUAGUCCUAGUGAACUACUUUCGAGAUCUUCCGGAUGUAACUCAAUCUUGCAAGGAUAAUUCAGCUCCUUUGCUUGACAUGGUCAACACUUGUUAUCAAGCAGCUGGAAAACGUUGGCCUAAUUUCAUUGCUGUUGAUUUCUACAAGAGGAGUGAUGGAGGGGGAGCUUCAGAAGCAGUUGAUGUAGCUAAUGGUCAUCUAGUAUGUGGUUGUGGAAACAUAGCCUCUUGCAAGGCAAACAUGACAUUUGGAGCAUUAUGUCAGGUACCUGAAGCUGAAAUAACUUCUCCCCGUGGAGUUGCUCUAGAAUCCAGCUUUGCCAUUCUAAAUUGCAAGCCAGUUAAUUUAUUGUUGUCAUUUGCCACUACUCUUUUGGCAAUGCUUGUGGCAUUGUGAAAUAGUCAUUUCCUUUGAUGAAAUGCCAAAUAGAAGAGUGUAGGGAAAGGGUAUUAAAAAAAUAAAAAAUUGUGACAUUGAAUUGCUUGUGAUCUAUGUAGAACUGACACAUUAGAUUAAAGGCAUGUUUGGUGUUCGACACGUAUCAGUGUCGGACACUGACAUGACACUGACAAGUGGUUACAUUGAAUUAUUUUAUUUUCUCAAAUAAUUACUUGUAUCAGUGUCUUUGUCUAAUGCCUAUGUCUGUGUCAGUGCUUCAUAGGCUUAUACACAGUGUAGCUUAGAAUAAUACUAGGUUUUGUGUAACUGGUCUUUGUUUUUAUUUAUUGUAGGUGUGAGAUUUGAAAUUUGCAGUUGUAAUUUUAAUAUCAUGUUGUGUAUACAAUGGCCUCUCUAACUUGAUACUAUUGUGAAAUUGUGAGUGUGCACCAGAGUGCACUUGAAAUUAAAUUAAAAGUCUGUUGAGGAGACUGUUUUGUUCA
Trifolium pratense (red clover) is the source of this 2040-nucleotide messenger RNA. Its product is annotated as PI-PLC X domain-containing protein At5g67130-like. Bases 242 to 1555 code for a protein of 437 amino acids. Gene Ontology annotation, biological process: lipid metabolic process. The record is from RefSeq and is a predicted model, not a curated record. Lineage: Eukaryota; Viridiplantae; Streptophyta; Magnoliopsida; Fabales; Fabaceae. Gene Ontology annotation, molecular function: phosphoric diester hydrolase activity. The transcript has 8 exons.